GUUGGAAACUGUUUGCCGGUACGUUCGGUUCGGUUUAACAUUUGAACGGAAGUCGUGUGUUGUGUUCGUCGUCGUCAUCGUCGUAGUCAGCAAAUAAAUUGUAUCUGCGGGUUAUAUUUACGAAUGGUAUUUGUGGAUUUAGUUCUUUCUUUUGUACUUCUGUCUGCUGCUGCGGCUUCAUCCAAGGGAUACCGGAGAGAGCUCAUGUGGUGGUGUGACGUGCAUCCCAGAUAAAUCUAUCCGCAAUGGAUGUUUGGGAAUAGUUUUGAAUUUUUAUUUUUUUUUCGUCGAUUUUAAAAAUUUUAUAACAAAAAUGGAAGAAAAUUUGGAAAAAAUGUAAAAGUGCAAGUGAAAGAAAAUUCAUUUUAAAAAAGGAUAAAAAAAGGAAUAUACAAAUCCCAGUGACUAGUGAGACUUAAGAGUUACCUUACCGACAAUUCUAUAUCAAAAAAGGAUACGAAUACAUCUCAUAAAUAAAUUUUGGAUUAAUCUAACAUACAAUUGUAGAUAUUUAUAUACAUAUCUAUCCGAAGAAACAACACAAUAAUUGUAAUUGUGUGUAAAUUGUGCCCAAAGCACGAACCAUCAUCAUCUUCUUCCUUGGGUGCAUCUUAACUUCUUCAUCUUGUUCGUCCUUGCUUGAUGUCAAACAUCAUGCUGACAAGAGCAUCUAGUUCCACAAGAGGAGGAUGUCUUACAUUUGUGGUGAUAUUAAUCUGCAGUCUUCUCAGCCGGCAGCGGACUUUAGCUGCACACGGAGAAAAUCCUCGCAUCGUAGAACAUCCUAUGGACGUGACUGUGCCAAAAAAUGAUCCCUUAACGUUAAAUUGCAAAGCAGAGGGUGAUCCAAUGCCAUCAAUACAAUGGUAUAAAGAUGGACAAGAAUUAAAAGUCGAUACGGGAUCACAUCGAUUAUUAUUACCAGCUGGUGGAUUGUUUUUUUUAAAGGUAAUCCAUUCCCGGAGGGAGAGCGAUGCUGGCGUCUAUUGGUGUCAAGGGAAGAAUGAGUUUGGUGUUGCUAAAAGUCGAAAUGCAACCCUUCAAGUUGCUUUCCUUCGUGAGGAAUUCCGUUUGGAACCACAAAACACCCGUGUUGCACAGGGUGAUGUAGCAUUGAUGGAAUGCGGUGCACCGCGUGGCUCACCCGAGCCCACAAUCACAUGGCGUAAAAAUGGACAAACACUAAAUUUGAGUGCAUCAAAGAGGAUACGCAUUGUGGAUGGUGGUAAUCUGGCAAUUCAGGAUGCACGACAAUCAGACGAUGGUAGAUAUCAGUGUGUGGUAAAGAAUAUUGUUGGAACGCGAGAAUCUGCGGUUGCAUUUCUAAAAGUUCACGUUAAACCAUUCCUCAUCCGAGGACCACAAAAUCAAACCGCAGUGGUUGGCAACUCUGUGAUAUUUCAAUGUCGUAUUGGUGGUGAUCCUUUGCCUGAUGUCCUGUGGCGUCGUACUGCAUCUGGUGGCAAUAUGCCAUUACGACGUGUACACAUCCUUGAAGAUCGUAGCCUUAAAUUAGACGAUGUUACACUCGAAGAUAUGGGCGAGUAUAGUUGCGAAGCAGACAAUGCUGUCGGUUCAAUUACCGCCACUGGAACCCUAACAGUACAUGCUCCUCCAAAGUUCAUUACUCGUCCGAAAAAUCAACUUGUAGAAAUUGGAGAUGAAGUACUAUUUGAGUGCCAAGCAACCGGAUAUCCAAAGCCAACACUUUAUUGGUCCGUCGAAGGAAAUAGCUCACUGAUGUUUCCCGGAUAUCGGGAUGGCCGCAUGGAAGCCACCCUCACACCUGAAGGACGAAGUGUUUUGUCAAUUAUUCGAUUCGCUCGAGAGGAUUCUGGUAAAGUGGUUGUUUGUAAUGCACUUAACGCUGUCGGCAGUGUGAGCAGUCGUACUGUUGUGACAGUGGAUACACAAUUUGAACUCCCACCACCGAUAAUUGCUCAGGGCCCAGCAAAUCAAACGUUGCCAGUCAAGUCGAUUGUAACGUUACCCUGUCGAACGAUGGGGACGCCAGCUCCAAUUGUGUCUUGGUAUCGGGAUGGGAUACCUGUCGAUGAGAGCCCCGACGAUGACCGAAGAAAUAUCUCAGAGUCAGGAGCUCUUACUAUUAGCGACUUGCAAAAGACCGAAGACGAAGGGCUGUACACUUGUAUUGCGAGCAAUCGAAAUGGAAAGUCCUCGUGGAGUGGAUAUCUCAAGUUAGAGGCUCCAACUAAUCCGAAUAUUAAGUUCUUCAGGGCUCCUGAGCUGUCAACAUAUCCAGGGCCACCUGGCAAACCCCAGGUGGUUGAGAAGACAGAGGACACAGUCACGAUUUCAUGGACUCGCAGCAAUAAAAUCGGGGCAUCAGCGUUGAAGGGAUACGUAGUGGAGAUGUUCGGGAAGAACGAGACCGAAGGUUGGAUAGCGGUGGGGGCUCGCAUACAAAAUACCUCGUUUACUCAGGUAGGCCUCAAUGCCGGAGUCAAUUAUUUUUUCGUGAUACGUGCCGAAAACUCGCAUGGCCUAUCACUGCCAAGUGCCUUGUCGGAACCCAUAGCUGUUGGAAUGAAGAGCUUUAACAGCGGUCUGGAUUUAAGUGAGGCUCGAGCGAGCCUUCUUUCGGGUGACGUUGUGGAACUGAUCAAUGCGACAUCUCCAGAAUCGACAACCAUGAAAUUAACGUGGCAGAUAAUCAAUGGCAAAUACGUCGAAGGAUUCUACAUCUAUGCACGACAAUUACCCGAUUCAACGGUCGUCGUCAAUACACGCUCGAAUGCAUUGGUGGCAGCACCAGACUCAACAGACCCACCAACUACUCUUGAACACUCUACCAAAAAUAAUGGCGGCAGCGGUAGCUCCAGCAGCAGUGUUUUAAAUAUCAAGAACAGCAUUUCUGGUACGGUUUACAAAAUGCUAACGAUACUGAACGGUGGCGGAGCAUCAACAUGUACAGUUACCGGUCUGAUGAAGUACACACGGUAUGAAUUUUUUAUCGUACCCUUCUAUAAGUCUGUCGAAGGCAAACCAUCCAAUUCAAGGAUCGCACGUACUCUAGAGGAUGCUCCUGUUGAACCCCCAUAUGGAAUGGAAGCUGUUCUAUUAAAUUCAUCGGCUGUGUUCUUGAAAUGGAAAGCACCAAUUCUCAAACCAUAUCACGGAGUCCUCCUUCACUAUCAUGUUGUAGUUCGUGGAGUCGAUAUGAAAAUGAAUUUAUCUCGUAUCCUGACGAACGUUACAAUCGAUGCUGCAUCACCAACCCUUGUUUUAGCAAAUUUAACCGAAGGGGUUAUGUAUACGGUUAGUGUGGCUGGUGGCAAUAAAGCUGGCAUUGGGCCAUAUUGUUCACCGGCAACAUUGCGCUUAGAUCCAAUAACAAAGAGAUUAGAUCCGUUUAUUAAUCAAAGGUAUCCCAUCAAUCAAGAACACGUAGAUGAUGUCCUUACUCAACCAUGGUUCAUCAUUUUAUUGGGAACUAUUUUGGCUGUGAUGAUGUUGUCAUUUGGUGCAAUGGUUUUUGUGAAGAGGAAACAUAUGCUGAUGAAGCAAUCGGCGUUAAAUUCAAUUCGAGGCACACAUCAUCCAAACGAUGUCCUCAAAAUGCCGAGUUUAUCGCGCAAUGGAAAUGGUUUUUGGUUGGAUGCCUCGACUGGUGGUAUGGUUUGGCGUCCUUCAGCUAGUGAUGCAAUGGACAUGCAAAAGGAUCAAAUUGCCGACUAUGCACCCGUUUGUCUAACAACAACAACAACAUUACCAUCUGAACAACAUCGAAAUCAAAGGUACGUGGGCGAGUAUUCCAAUAUUCCGACGGAUUAUGCUGAGGUGUCGAGCUUUGGCAAGGCCCCAAGUGAAUACGGUGGCAGUACAACUGGAAAACAUUCCCCGGCCCCCUAUGCCACUUCCUCGAUAGUUGGUACGGGCCGUUAUCCCAACGAAUACAGCAGUGGCUCGACCGGAUAUCACAGCCAAUCAACCCAUGGCCAACUUUACAACCAUCACCAACAACAGCAGAGUUAUCCAAAUUCAAUGCAACAUCAGCGAUUCACUGGCAACGGCAGCGGUAGUGGAAUUGGCUACCAUCACGGUAAUCACCAUCAUCAGCAUUCGAAUUCGUCAAACGUCUACCAAACCGCCAACGAUAUGUAUCCAGGUGGGGGUAAUUCAAAUAGGUCCACCUAUUCCGAACAAUACUACUACCCGAAGGAAAAGAUUCACAUAACCGAGAACAAGCUGAACAAUAUGACAAAUUGCCUUACGUUUAACCCACGAACCCAUGUUGGAAUGCAGCCAGCCCCGACCACGGCUUCGGGGGUCCUGCAGCAGCAUCAAGGCAGCCCCAUGGGAACAAUAAGACGGAACAACAAUCGCUUCAAAGUAUCACACCCCCAGAAUCAAAAUCUGAAUCAGAACUUCCUUAGCCACCAUUUGGGUGACAAUGGAAAACGUGUUGAGGCGAUACCACCACCAACCUUGCCGCCACAAUCCCAUCAGAUCAAGUACAAUGGCGGUUCUUCGGGGAAUAGUGGCAGCAGCAACAUUGCAAACAACGCAACCAUAGUGUCGAAUGCUUCUUCUGCCAGCAAAAGUCUUCUCGACUUCGACUCCACGACGGUAAUGGUCGAUUCGGGAUUCGGCGGUGGUGGCGGUGGUGGCAACAGCAUUAGCGGUGGAAUUGGAACAGGUUGCGAUAGUGGUUGCGGAUCACCCUCGCUGUUGCAUGCCCAGGACGAGCAACUUUAUAUAAAAGUUGGCGAAACCAAUCCACCGGAUAAUACUUACCUCAAUUGGCGGGGCCAGCCAACGAGGGGCUCGUACAGUCGCAGCAUUGGAGCCAGCAGCAGCAUCGGCGGCAGCAGCACUCUAAGCCUGGAACAGAAUGACAAUGGAAGUGAUAAUCUAAUGGCAUCGGUGGCGGCGGUGGCUGACAAUAGACGUAGACAGGUGUCGGCGGCAGCGGUGGCUGCAACGACGACAAUUUCCACAGCAAACGAUAACGAUGUGAUUUAUGCGCCAUCUAGUGAUCGGAGUCUUAUUAGUUAUAAUGCUCAGGUGGAUAACGUGUGACCUGUCAUCAGUCCUUUGCGAAAAUCCUAAAAGCAUACAGCAAACUCUUUGAAAUUAAAGAUUCUGCUCCUGCAUGAAUAUGGUGUGAUGUAAGAGAGAAAUAAUAUAAUAGAAAUAGAAGAUUGUAAAGAGGUGGUGGGGAGGAGAUGUAUGGUUGAUGAUUUAUUAAAUAGGGUUGUUGCUGUGCGAUAAAGGACUUUUCCUCCAUAAAGGAAUGAAUUCUAUUACUGUUGUAUUUUUAUGUUUUAAGACUGAUGAUGAGAGAUGCCAAUGUAUGUAGACAUAGAUAGAAGGGGGACGAAAAUGGGGGGAGGGGUAUGAAGUACUUGAUGCUUGAUUUUUACCUAUUAAAUUGUUCUGCCUAUAAAAAAACACACACACAAUUAUAGUCUCGGGCAGAACUGCCAUAAAAUGAUCCUAUAAAACAAAAUCCCUAAUGUGAGUCUCUCUAUAUUUUACAAUUAAACUUAGAUUCUAGUUAGGAUGAUAUUUAACAAUUAAAAACAAAAUGUAAGAAAAAACGCAAGCAAAUUUAAUUAUUAUUAAACAUAGUUAUCUAUAUUUAAAAAAAAAUGAUUAUAAAGAAUGUAAAUAGUAAAAAAUACCUAAACCUAUACCUACUAAAAAAUAGUCGUAAGUUUAUUAUUAUUUGCUGAGAAGACAAACAAAACAGAGUGUUUUUUAACGUAUGGCAUUAAUUCGUUAAAUUAUUAUUAUUGUAAUUAAAAUAAUUAUGAAAACUAUAAAUAAAUAAUACUACAAAAAAAGUUAUACGAGUACAUAUUGUAAAAUAUAAUAAUUUUAGGUCUAAAAUGAAAACUAUAUAAUUUAAACAUCUGAUCGACUGUGUAACUUAACUUACGUACUAAAACUUAAAAACAAAAAUAAAUAUUUAAAAAAAAGAAAACUUUAUAUAGAAUAUACCUACCUACAAAAUGCUUAGAAGAAAAAACCAAAGCUGAUGGUUAAAAUAUUGUAUUGUAUAAUAAGAAAAUAAAAACUGUUUACAAUGUUAAAUAUUUCGGAAUAGACUUACAAAACAAAAAUUAAUAAAAAUAUAAAUAUAUAAAAUUAA
This is a messenger RNA of Eupeodes corollae, 6118 nucleotides long. Its product is annotated as protein sax-3-like. Bases 643 to 5043 code for a protein of 1466 amino acids. Gene Ontology annotation, molecular function: cell-cell adhesion mediator activity. Gene Ontology annotation, cellular component: axon; plasma membrane. Lineage: Eukaryota; Metazoa; Arthropoda; Insecta; Diptera; Syrphidae. The transcript has 14 exons. The record is from RefSeq and is a predicted model, not a curated record. Gene Ontology annotation, biological process: dendrite self-avoidance; axon guidance; homophilic cell-cell adhesion.